ACGAUACUAUAGAAAAAGCGUCCACACAGGUCAUCUCUUCUCUCACUGUACGUCUUCACACUCUGAGCUCCUGUCUCCCAUUAACUGUUCACCCUCAGUGUCUUCUCAGAUGUUCUUUCUGUCAGCUCUCAGCUUUCACCUUAAAUCUCCUCCUCCUCCACUUCCUCACUGACCACAAACAAACUUUCAGUUUCGUUUCUUAACAAGUCACUUCCUUGUUUGUCUGACUGAUUGUCUCUGCCUGCCUCUCCUCAGACUGACAAUGGCUGAAGCCCAGUUGUGUGGACUUAAGGAGGAGUUCACCUGCUCGGUGUGUCUGGACACACUGACUGACCCUGUGUCACUGCAUUGUGGUCACAGUUUCUGUCUGAAGUGCUUAACCAACUACUGGGAUCAGAGCCAAGUGUGCAGCUGUCCUCAGUGCAGACACACCUUCAUGCUGAGGCCUGAACUGAAGAGAAACACUCUGCUGAAUGAAGUCAUCAAGAGAUUAAGGAAGACGGCACUCAGUUCUCCUCCAUCAAAGAAUUAUGCAGGCCCUGGAGAUGUGGAGUGUGAUUUCUGUACUGGGAAGAAGUUCAGAGCGGUGAAGUCCUGUCUCACCUGUCCGGCCUCCUACUGUCAGACUCACCUGCAGCCUCACUAUGAAGUAGCGGCCCUGAAGCACCACAAGCUGGUUGAUCCUGACAGAAAUCUGAAGGAGAAACUCUGUGAGAAACAUCAGAAAAGUCUGGAGAUGUUUUGUAAAACUGAUGAAACAUGUAUCUGCUUGAUGUGUGGAAUGACUGAACACAACAGUCAUGAAAAGGUCGAGCUGGAGACAGAAAGAGAAGAAAAACAGAAACAGCUGGAGGAGACACUGAGGGAAAUCAAGAGGAGACUCGAGAAGAAAGAGAAGAAAAUGAAGGAGGCAAAGAGAACAAUAGAACAGAUGAAGAUGUCUGUGAAAAGAGUGAUGGAGGAACAUGAGAAGAGCUUCACUGCUCUGAUACGGUGCAUUGAGGAAGCCCACAAGAAACUUGCUGAGAAGAUCAGAGAACAAGAAAAGAGAGAAAUGGAGAAGGCUGAAGGAGUCAUGGAGCAACUGAAGAAGGACAUCGAGGAGCUGAAGAGGAGAGAAUCUGAGCUGAAGGAGCUUUCAGAGAUCAAGGACCAUGUCCACUUCUUGCAGACUUUGUCAUCACACUGUGUCCAUCCUGAUGAUGAAGACUCACUCAGCUUGACUUUCACUGCCGAUUUCUCUUCUGAGGACCUCCUAAAGGAGAUGUCAUGUGUGAACAAGCGUCUAGAGAAGAUCAGCCAGUGGGACAUCCUGCCUUUGACUCUAUCAGGUCAUGAAGCUCCAAUCUUCACCCUAUGGCCUCCUGAACCUCAGAGCAGAGAGGAGUUUUUACAAUACUUCUGUCCCCUCACACUGGACAUCAACACGGCAAACAGAGACCUCCUUCUGUCUGAAGGGAACAAGAAGGUGAAACAUGAGGAGACAGACGCCAAAUAUCCUGAUCAUCCUGACAGAUUUGACUACUGGCCUCAAGUUCUGUGCAUAGAGGCUCUUACUGGGACUCGCUGUUACUGGGAGGUGGAGUGCAGUGGACACUUCAUGAUGAUUGGAGUCGCAUAUAAAGGACUGAGCAGGAAAGGACGGAGCAUGGAGUGCUGCCUUGGAAACAACGACAAGUCCUGGUGUUUGGUGUGUUUUAAUUCCCAUUACUUUGUGUGUCACAAUAAUCAGCAGACUGUAAUCAGCGCCCCCUACAGCCCCAGAAUAGGUGUGUAUCUGGACUGGCCUGCUGGCUCUCUGUCAUUUUAUAGCGUCUCACACACAAUGACCCUCCUGCACAGGUUCAACAACCCCUUCACUGAGCCCCUCUAUCCAGGGUUUGGGCUUAAAUAUAACUCCAGUCCCAGGGGGCGGGGCCACUUGACACUGCAGCUGGAGCUCCGCUCCCAGGGGUAUUUGAGAAGAAGCUGCAGAUGA
This is a messenger RNA of Polypterus senegalus (gray bichir), 1978 nucleotides long. Its product is annotated as tripartite motif-containing protein 16-like. NCBI's taxonomy places the organism in Eukaryota, Metazoa, Chordata, Cladistia, Polypteriformes, Polypteridae. The transcript has 7 exons. The record is from RefSeq and is a predicted model, not a curated record. Bases 263 to 1978 code for a protein of 571 amino acids. Gene Ontology annotation, molecular function: zinc ion binding; protein binding.